AUGUCUUACGCCGACGCUGCUGCCAAGGGCCCCAAGCAAUCCCCCGAGGAAGAUGAAUCCGAGAGCACGGCCUCCCUGAUCGACGUCGACUCGCCCCACGUCCAAGCCGUCGACCCGGACUUCCUCAACCAGGAGGUCAAGACGACCACCCAGGCGGAGCGUCUUGAGCGCGAGGCCCAAGACGCAGUGGCCAAGCGUGCGCAGGAGGAGUCUGCGAAGAAGGCCAAGGCCCGCAAGGCCAAGAGCCGUGGCCUGGUGGCUAACUCGGAUAACCCUGUCUUCAUCACGAAUGCCGUCGUGGCUACUCUUGUCGGUGCGGGCUUGGGCUUCGGUGCUUAUCGCAAGCAUGUCGAGGGCAAGUUGUCGUGGGAGGUGGUUGGUCUGUGGUCUGGUGCUGUUGGUGCCUUUGGUGUGGUGGACUACUUUGUGAGCAAAUGGUUCCUCCAGAACAAGUACCCUCCCAAAUAA
Messenger RNA from Penicillium daleae, 468 nucleotides. RefSeq lists its product as uncharacterized. Gene Ontology annotation, cellular component: mitochondrial outer membrane. Gene Ontology annotation, molecular function: nascent polypeptide-associated complex binding. The coding region runs from base 1 to 468 and encodes 155 amino acids. The transcript has 3 exons. The record is from RefSeq and is a predicted model, not a curated record. Lineage: Eukaryota; Fungi; Ascomycota; Eurotiomycetes; Eurotiales; Aspergillaceae.